GAGAUGAAUAGAACAAUGGUGGUGACUUGUGAGCUUCAUUUCCUUUAAGUAGUAGUGUAAUACUAGUGCUUUUCACUUUUGACAAAUGGGACAGUUUUUGAAAUAUCCUAUAUAAGGGUUCGACAUUAUUCAAUUCUAAUAGGCUUCAUAAUUAAUAGGAAGCAUUAGACAAUAAUGUCAACUCAAUAUAGUCUGCUAGUAUGUGUUCUUCACAUACUUGUAUUUUCGGUUCUGGAGAUCACGGGAACAAAGAAAUUCCCCGCACUUAUCGUGUUCGGAGACUCCACAGUGGAUGCAGGCAACAACAAUCAAAUUCCAACCUUGGCAAAAAGUAACUUCCUACCGUAUGGGCAAGAUUUCGAAGGUGGGAAACCUACUGGAAGGUUUUGCAAUGGUCGGCUAGCCACUGAUUUCCUGGCAGAGAUGUUAGGGAUCAAAGACUCCAUACCUGCAUAUCUGGAUCCAGCAUUUGGUAUUGAAGAUUUUGCCACCGGAGUUACCUUUGCUUCAGCUGCAACUGGUUAUGAUGUUGCUACUUCAAACUUGUUAGCUGUGAUACCUCUAUCUGAAGAAUUAGAAUACUUCAAAGAGUACUUGCAGAAAUUAUCAUCCUUUCUUGGAAAGGAUGGCGCAGUAGAGAGAGCAAGAGAGUCAUUAUACUUUAUAAGCAUUGGAACGAACGAUUUCAUCCUGAAUUACUUCACCGUGCCUGGACGGUCAUCUCACUUUACGGUAGAUGAAUACGAGGAUUUUCUCCUUGGUACUGCGAGAAAUUUCCUUAUUGAGCUUUACAGUUUGGGUGCUAGAAAGAUAGUAUUGACCGGCCUUCCUCCUAGUGGUUACCUACCAGUAGCAAAAACUUUGAAUCACGUUUCUGGAAUACCGAAUUUGGAAGAGCUAAAUGAAGCUAGUAAAGACCUUAAUCUCAAGUUGCAAAAUUUGAUAGCGAAAUUGAGCAAAGAGCUUAAGGGGAUCAAAUUGGUGUACGCUGAUAUCUACAAUCCUACUCUACAUAUCAUUCAUAAUCCGAAUCUAUACGUGUGCAUGCUGUACCAUAAAGGAUUUGAGAACACGGAGGAAGGAUGUUGCGGAACAGAAACAUUUGAGUUUGGAAUUUUAUGCAAAGCCGCAGAUGCGUUAUCUUGCCCCGACCCGAGUAAAUACGUAUUUUGGGAUUCAGUACACCCAAGCGAGAAGGUUUAUAACAUAAUGGCGAAUGUAUUGAUGGAUACCACCAUAUCUCAGUUUCUCAAGUGAAUAGGUAAUAAUGGAGAGGCAGGGAAGCAAAUCUUAAGAAACAUAAGCUAUAACGUACAUCCAUAUAUAUAUACGCAUAAUCAUGUGCGCAAUUACAAACGAUUCUAAGAAAUUGAACAAAACCACAAGAAAACCAAUUUGUAUAUGUGAAAUUAUUUAUGCAUCACAAUUGAACUCUUGGAU
Messenger RNA from Papaver somniferum (opium poppy), 1440 nucleotides. RefSeq names its product GDSL esterase/lipase At2g04570-like. Gene Ontology annotation, molecular function: hydrolase activity, acting on ester bonds. The record is from RefSeq and is a predicted model, not a curated record. The transcript has 3 exons. Bases 175 to 1257 code for a protein of 360 amino acids. NCBI's taxonomy places the organism in Eukaryota, Viridiplantae, Streptophyta, Magnoliopsida, Ranunculales, Papaveraceae.